GGGGGUGUCAGUUUCAUUCACUCACUAUUGUCUCUCUCUCUCUUCUCACUCAAUCACCUGAGUGACUGACUCCACCGCCGAACGUCAACCAGAGAUCCUUUUUGAAUAUUCUGGCCUUUUAUCUCUCUCUCUCUCUCCCCCUGUUUUUCUCUUUUGAUUUCCCGCAUACUUUAUAACCAACAACAAAUAAAUACCCUGAAUAGAAAAAAAACCACAUCACAAUCUGGGCUCUUCUUCCCCCAUAUUAGCCCCACGUCCACAAAUUUCACAACUCAGCAUACCCCCACCUAAACCUCUCCACAGGUAUCACCGCCUCCUCCUCCCUUCACUAUUUUUUGCCUACUUCAUUUUUUCUUCCCUUUUGUCUGUAUUACCUGUCAAAAAAAAAAAAAAAAAUUAUGCUGCCAUUCGAGUCCAUUCAAGAGGCGGAAUCCGCCUUAGGCCGCGGCCUCUCCACGGCGGAGACCCUCUGGUUCAAUUAUUCCGCCCGUAAAUCUGACUACUUCCUCUACUGCCACAACAUCCUCUUCCUCUUCCUUAUUUUCUCCGUUGUCCCUCUUUACUAUAUUGCCCUUGAGCUCUUCUUCCGCAACUCCGUCUCCCCUUACAAAAUCCAGCCCAAGGUCCGCCUUUCCUUGUCCGAAUGCUUCAAUUGUUACAAAUCCGUCAUGCGCAGCUUCAUUCUCAUUGUGGGUCCUCUUCAACUCGUCUCUUAUCCCUCUGUCCAGAUGAUUGGGAUUAGGUUCGGCUUGCCCUUGCCUUCAGUAUGGGAAAUAGCAGCUCAAUUGACUGUCUACUUUAUAGUGGAAGACUAUUUGAACUAUUGGAUUCAUAGGUUCUUGCAUUGCAAAUGGGGCUACGAGAACAUCCACAAGGUUCACCAUGAAUACACUGCCCCAAUUGGAUUUGCGGCGCCCUAUGCUCACUGGGCUGAGAUUUUGAUCCUCGGGAUCCCGUCUUUCCUCGGACCCGCCAUGGUCCCUGGCCAUAUUAUUACCUUCUGGAUGUGGAUCGGAUUAAGGCAGAUUGAGGCUAUUGAGACUCACAGUGGGUAUGAUCUUCCCUGGACUCCCACAAAAUACAUUCCAUUUUAUGGUGGUUCAGAUUACCACGACUACCAUCACUACGUCGGUGGCCUAAGCCAGAGUAAUUUUGCAUCGGUUUUCACAUAUUGUGAUUAUAUUUAUGGGACGGAUAAGGGCUAUCGCUAUCAAAAGAAGCUCCUUCAACAGUUGCAGGAGGGAUUGAAAUCCAAUGGCGACCUCAACGGGGUUCCUUCCGAAAAUCAUAAAGCUGACUAAUUUUGGGAUGUCAGAGCAUCAGAACCUUCUCCACCAAGGCAUUGCCUCUUCCCAUUUACCACACCACUCAAAGCCUUAGGAAUUGAGUUGACAUGUUGUGUAGUGUUUUCACGGCACUAAUAUCUGCUAGUCUGUGAUCUUAAGUUUUUCUGAUGGGAUGUAAGUUUAAAAAAAUAUCUUCUAAUGUUAUAAUCUUGUGUAGCCUCUUUUCCGGUCCGGGGUAAGCUUGAAAAUUAGUGUAGGGGCCUGAACUUGGUUUGCCGUGUAGUGAUAUCCAAACAGCAAGUGUUGGGUUGAUGCAUAUUUUCCAGUAAGCAGGAAUUGGCUUGCAUCUUUUGGGCCGUUUGCAAUUUGCAAAUCACUAUUGAUUGUAUAAACUAGUAUUGCUAGUACUACUCUGCAGAAUAUAGAUGUUUUGGCUGUGUUUGAAGUGCUCAUGUUGGAAGAACUCAAACCAAUUCUAUCCGCUUGUCAUUUGACAUUAACAAACGUUGUCCAGAGGAACCAACAAACUCAAAACCUGCAUAAAUGUCCUGUCUUUAUCGUGGUAAUUCAUUACAGUAUCACUGAUCUCUGCUUGUUCCGAAGCUUUCAUUUUCCAGAAUUGAAUGGCCCUUCUCUUUUUCAGUGCCGGAAUGAAUUACCACCAUUUACCACCACUCUUUUACCAGCAAUAUGAUGCAGUCCUUACUUUAAAAGUAGCAAACACUCACCAGGGCUGUGACUUACAACAGCCAUUAGGCUCUGCAGUAAAUAAAGAUGGCCGUAUUGUUUCCC
Molecule: messenger RNA, 2078 nt
Organism: Oldenlandia corymbosa var. corymbosa
Lineage: Eukaryota; Viridiplantae; Streptophyta; Magnoliopsida; Gentianales; Rubiaceae
Source: the annotation of a GenBank genome assembly